Molecule: messenger RNA, 450 nt
Organism: Alternaria burnsii
Lineage: Eukaryota; Fungi; Ascomycota; Dothideomycetes; Pleosporales; Pleosporaceae
Exons: 1
Coding region: 1-450 (149 amino acids)
Source: RefSeq, a predicted model, not a curated record
AUGGUCAUGCUAUCCACCAUUGCGAAAUCUACCGUUCGCAUGCCUUUAUUAAAUCGUUGCACCGCUCAGAUCAUCACGACGUCGCUGGCAAACUCCGAUACAGACAACAGCCACUCGCUCUCUACCCCAACCGCCAUCGGAAUCGGCGUCGCUAUAGGCAUCGUCGGUACCAUAUUCAUCCUGACUAUAGUACUAUUACUUCACCGCGCGUGGAGACUCCGUCGCCCACAACCAGCAAGACGAUACCGGCAGGCCAAGUUAUGGAAAGGCUUUGAGCCAGUGACACCUAGCACGGCAAGAACGACCUUUGUCGGAACCAGAAUGACGAACAUAUACCUGACAGAGUUACCGACACCAGUCACACCUGCGUUUCUCAUGAGUCCGCCGCUACAAAGAGACCAAGAGCAUGGGUACGAGAAUAUGGAUCGACGGCACAGCGAGCCCGCGUGA